AUGGCGAAAGGUGCAGACUUUAAACAAUCAAUCCGCAAUCAAACCCGCGUCUCAACCACACUUGCAACCCACCUUCUUUCCAAAGAACCCAACUCCAACGUUGUUUUCUCUCCACUUUCCAUCCAUGUUGUCCUGAGCUUAUUAGCCGCCGGUUCCAAAGGCCAAACGCUCGACCAGCUCCUGGCUUUUCUCAAAACAAAUACCACCCAUGACCUCAACUCUCUUUAUUCGCGGCUUGUGUCAUCCAUCUUAGCCGACGCUAGCCCGAAUGGCGGACCUCGAUUGCAUUUUGCUAACGGGUUUUGGGUUGAUAAAACCUUUACUCUUAAUCCUUCUUUUAAACAGUUGGCGGACACUGUUUAUAAUAAAGCCGCUUGCAAACAAGUCGAUUUCGCGAAGGCUGAUGAGGUAGCCAAAGAAGUGGAUUUAUGGGCUGCAAAGCAAACAAAUGGCCUUAUAAAGGGUGUCCUUCCUGCUAAUGUGGUUAGCAGUCGUACGGGGCUUCUCUUUGCAAAUGCGGUCUACUUCAAGGGAGCAUGGAGUAAGAAGUUUGAUGAGUCAAUGACGGAAAAAUUCGACUUCCACCACCUUAAUGGUAACAAAGUUCGAGUUCCCUUUAUGACCAGCAAGGAAAAACAAUUCGUGUGUGAAUUUAGUGAUUUCAAAGUACUGGGUCUUCGCUACUUACAAGGUAAGGGCGACCACAAGUUCACAAUGUACUUUUACCUUCCAGAUGCAAAAGACGGCCUUCCAUCUUUAAUACAGAAAAUCGGUAUCACACCUGACUUUUUAGACAAUCACAUUCCAUAUACGGCGGUACCAGUUGGGAAGUUUUUGAUACCAAAAUUUAAGAUUGCAUUCGAGUUUGAAGCAUCUAACAUGUUGAAGGAAUUAGGGAUUGUAUUGCCUUUCAGAUACGGAGAUGAUUUGACCGAAAUUGGUAACUCUUCUACCGGUGAAAGCCCUUUUGUUUCGGGAAUUCACCAUAAAUCUUUUGUGGAGGUUAAUGAAGAAGGUACAGAAGUUGCGGCGGUCACUAGAGCAGGUUUCAGGACCUGUGAUAGGCCGUCCUAUAAAAAGGUGGAUUUUGUAGCGGAUCAUCCGUUCUUGUAUGUGAUUAGAGAAGAUGUGACGGGGGUAGUGUUGUUUAUGGGACAAGUAGUGUAG
Helianthus annuus (common sunflower) is the source of this 1167-nucleotide messenger RNA. Its product is annotated as serpin-ZX. The record is from RefSeq and is a predicted model, not a curated record. The transcript is spliced from 2 exons. The coding region runs from base 1 to 1167 and encodes 388 amino acids. Lineage: Eukaryota; Viridiplantae; Streptophyta; Magnoliopsida; Asterales; Asteraceae. Gene Ontology annotation, molecular function: serine-type endopeptidase inhibitor activity.